Cutaneotrichosporon oleaginosum is the source of this 1581-nucleotide messenger RNA. RefSeq lists its product as uncharacterized. Gene Ontology annotation, biological process: lipid metabolic process. NCBI's taxonomy places the organism in Eukaryota, Fungi, Basidiomycota, Tremellomycetes, Trichosporonales, Trichosporonaceae. The record is from RefSeq and is a predicted model, not a curated record.
AUGCGUUUCCACCUCCUCCCUCUUGUCGCGCUCGCGACAGCGGUCGUGAGCCGGCCUCACGCUGAACGCAAAGAACUCACUCAACGUGGUCUCGGCGACCUCGGCGCUGGCGCGUUCGCAGGCGCCGGCGCGCCCGCUCACCGUGUCGAGGCGCUGCAAUAUCUCCUCCACGACUGGGGCUACGAGGUUGUCUCAGACGGCAUCUGGGGUCCCGAGACAGCUGGCGCCGUCACCGCCGUCCAGCCGCGUGUAGGCUUGGCGGCGGAUGGCGUGCCCGGCCCUGCGACACUCGGCGCUCUCGUCAAGGAGGUUGCGCAGGGGAGCCGCGGCAAUGUAGUGCGCGCCGCUCAGACCGCGCUCAACGGUAACGGGGCCCAGCUCGCCGUCGACGGCGAGUUUGGCGCGGGUACUAAGGCCGCCACGGUCGCAUACCAAAGCGCCCGCGGGCUCGUCGCGGACGGGAUUGUCGGUAGAACAUCGUGGACGGCGCUGUUCGGCGGUGGUGGGGGGACGCCACGCCCCACCGAGCCGCCUGUCACGAUUCCACCUCCCACCGACCCCGAGCCGACCAAUACACAGCCUGUUGACCCCGACCCCGAGCCAACUGACCCCGCGCCCACCGAUCCACAGCCUACCGGCCCCGAGCCUACCGACCCCGAGCCCACCGCCACACAGCCCACCGACCCCGAGCCGACCAACCCACAGCCGACCAACCCUAACCCAACCGACUUCACGGGGGGAACCCCUCGAACGACAUCCGGUCCUACAGCGACGCAAUCGCCAAGGCCGUUAAGUCAAAGUGAGAAGGACGAGUGGAAAUUCUACACAUUCUUCUCCAAGGUCGUUCAAUGCGAGGACGACAAAAUCAGGAGCUGGAAGUGCGGUCCAUCCUGCGAUUAUAUCUCGCAGCAAGGCGGUUCCAUUCCCACCGUUCCAGUGGUGGAAAGUGGCUCAUCAUGGGAUACCAUCUCCACCAUCUUCGCCGCCGAGCAAGCUGGGCGACUUUUCGUGGUUGUGCAGGGCACAGACAUGAAUACCACCCUUGGCCACUACCGCGACGAGACGCAGGUUACCCCUAAGUGGGUUAGCCAAGAUCUCGACGGUCCUGUACGCAUUCGCCGGGGCCACGCAAACCUGGCCCAGUUAUACCGGAACGUUGUUGAUAAGUCCGUGGAGAAGAGCUACAACGGAGGCACCCGCGACAUGGUCCUAGUGGGACACAGCCAGGGGGGAUCGAUUGCCGAAAUUCUCGGCGUGGAAUACAAAAAACGUUUCCCAGACAUGAAGAUCACAGUGCGCGCUUUCAGUCCCCCCAAAACAGGUAACGGUGCGUGGGCCCGUGCUGUGGAAAAUACAAUCGAUGAUUAUCGGUAUGCUGUGGCGAAGAAUGAUCGCAUUCCUCACGAGCCCCUCGCCGAGGAAUGGACUCAUCCCGAGGGUGAGGUUUACUGGCCCUUUGAGUUUUUCCCUCCACCAGACCCGAUGGAUUGGGUGUACUGCCCUGGUCGCGAAAAUAACGAGUGCUCAGAGGGCAUUUUAUAUGCUUUCACACCGUUCACGGGUGCGGCAGACCCAAUGUAA